Linum trigynum is the source of this 5772-nucleotide messenger RNA. The record is from the annotation of a GenBank genome assembly. Lineage: Eukaryota; Viridiplantae; Streptophyta; Magnoliopsida; Malpighiales; Linaceae.
GUUGAAUCAAAUUCCUUUCAUUAAACAAGCAUCGCAAAUCAUGAUAAACUAACAUAUUCAUAAUAUAUUGUUCUUCUAAAAUUGUACACAAGAAAAUUGUACACGUGAAUCAUAGCUUAUAUUAAAGUUACAUCUAAAUAUUAAGUUGAUGAAUUUAUUAGGCUAGGUUAACUACAAGAGAAAAAUAUGAGAAGAUGAUAAUUUUCACACAAAUAUGUUUAGGACACGAACACUUAUGAUAAUAGUUCAACAUGAGUUGGGUCGGGAUCUACGGGGUGUAUUAGCGAAAAUACGCACUCAACCCAAUAGAGGCGGGUUGUACAAAAGAAAAAUCUCACCCAACAUUAACCUUUAAUUUUAAUGAUAAAUACGGAUGAGUUGGAUCGGGUUGGACGGAUGGGUCCAUUUGCAGGUUGUUUUGUCACCCCUAACGAUAAUUAUAUAAUAAUUGAUAGGAGAGAAGAAGAAAAAUAUUAUAAUAGGGAGGGAGCGUACACAGGGGUAUCAAAUAAUUUAUCAUGGUCAAUAACCAUGCAUAACUGUCACAUCAGUGCCACAUCAUCAUUUUUGGAAGACUUCUAACCUUUUCUUCUCUAAAUUUUAAUAGGAAAUAUAUCUUUUUUUAAGUUAGAAUUUAGUUCUUUUGUGCAUAUAAGUCAGAUUAAUAUGGCUCUUCAAAAUGAUAUACACUUUGAUAUAUUUUUGGAAUAAAAAAAUGAGACAUUUAGUACCAAUCUAUACCAUGGUGAUAUUGUUUGGUAACUUUCAACAUUGUGUACCACAAGAUACCACCUCAUACUAGGAUGGUAUGAGGUGAUACUUUUUGGUCUUGUACUUUUUUCCCUAGAAAUUUGAUGUUCUUCUAUGGCUUAGAAGACAAAGCCAACAAGUUGAUGUUCGUGACAGGCGCUUGGAUGAAGUCAUGUAUGCUGGUUUUUGUUUGUUGUUUAAAGAACUCGGACAAGUUUUUUUGUUUUUAGUUAUGCACUUAUGCUAGUUUACUUAUGUCAAACAAUCAAGUAUGUGAGAAGUUAUGUAGGCAGGAUUAUGUAUUUUGUUGUUGAUUGCCCUUCAUUUUGACCUGUUGAUUGGAUAGGCUCCAUGUCUGAAUUAUGAUGGAGGCAGCGUUGGUGAGAAGAAUUCGGUGAAGGUUAGCUGAAAGUCAAUGGUAAGUGACAACGAAUACAGUAAAGGGUAUGACUGUAAUUUCUACUAUUGCUUUCAUAAUUAAAUUUCCUAACUAAUAAAUCCCUCUUCAUAAACAAACAACAUAUUUCACACAAAACCUGGAUUUAAAAUACUAAAUAGUAAUUGAGUGAUUGUGGGCCGCAUCUCUAUUAACUAAUAAAUUCUUAAUCCAAACGACCUCUAUGUGUAUUAAACCUGUUAUCUAUUUUUAGGUCUCCGUUAAAAUUAGCACCAAACUUUAACUAAUUACUAGUUAAUGACCUUUUGUCAUGCUUAGUCGGUAAAAUUUUACUCCCUCGCGUGUCAUAUAUGUUUGAAAUUUAGCUUUUCUUCCUUAAUUUGUCUCGUCCUAUAAUCAGGGCCGAGCAUUAGCAUGUGUCGGCCGGUCCUACAUGACUUUCAUUGUAGGGACCAAAUUACGUGAGUUGUUUGGGGCCUCGAGUUUUCGAGAAUUUUAUAGUUUGGUCUACAUAAUUUGUAGUGCAAAAUUAAAUUAUUCAUUUGUGUUUGAUUUAUUGGUAAACAUGUUGAAUAUUGCAUAUUUGGUCAUGGGUUCAAAUAUCUUUUAUGUAUUUUUGAAAAAUGUUUUACAUACCUAUUUAUUUAGCUUAGAUUCACUAAUAUGUAAGUUUAGUCUCACACUUUAAUAUUUUAAUCGUUUUCAUUCUUAAAUUUCAAGUUUAUUCAUUUAACUCACAUUAUAUGAAUAGCCAUUUAUAUAAUUUAAUCUGACUGAAAUGUAUGUUUAGUCUCCGUUUUAAUAUUUUGAUCAUUUAGUUCUUAAACUUCAUAUGUGUCCAUUUAGCCGUCAUUAUAUGAAAAUAUGUGUUUUUAAGACAAUUUUGUAAUGACUAAUUGUAAAUUUAGACUUCAAACGUCCAAUGAAUCCAUUUAAAUCAUAUAACCCAAAAGUUUAUGUUUUAUAAGACAAUUUUGAAUUGAGUAGUUUAAAAUCAUUAUACUAUGGCAAAGCCUAGUGUACGCCUGACGUACACUAUACGCAUGUGUUCAUCAUUUGUACUUUGAUAAUUUUGACGAAUCAGAAUCGUUAAUUUUUAUUCUAAGAUUAAUUGAAUCUUAUGGUUUGGGUUAGACAAUUGGGGACUGUGGUUCAUCCAUUAUAGGUUAGGGUAUAGUAUCAUUCCCCAAACUCCGAUUAAUUCAUGGUCUAAAUAAUAAAACUUGAUGGACGUACAAUAAAGUAAGUAUAUGCCUCGCCUAGCGUACGCUAGCCUGAACCAUAUAUUAUAUAUUCAAAGAAAAUUAGGACACUUUUUAGUUCUAAAACAAAGCUUUCAAUAUCUAUGGGACGGUCCUGACUAUGAAUCCUCUUCACUCGUUUUCAAUGAUGCAUAUUUCCAUCUGAAGUACAAUUAGAGAGUGAAAAGGAGAAUUUGUAGCAUAUUUGGUGUUUGGCUUAAUUAGCAAGGACCUGCUACCUAAACAUGGGUGGACCAACAGUAAUACAUUCGUGCAGAGUUUUUCGCCAUAGGAACUAGUUAUGGAGUACACGCAAGUGUUUCCCAGGAGCAUAUGAUGUAUAUGGACUAAAAAUGUCAUAACCCCUUUAUCGUUUAUUAAUAUUCAUUAUUAGGGUGCGCAAUAGCAAUAUGGUUCGAUCUGCAACGAGCCAAACUGUCAUUUUAAUUGGACAAAACUGGACCAAAUAAAAUGUGAAUAUACUUUUCAAUCUAGUUCUAAUACUCAAUUUCAUUUACUUUCCGAAGAACUAUAAUACUCAAAAAAAUAGACACCGGAAUUAAUUGAUAUACAAAAUACGAUGUCAUUAUUAACAUUUUUAGAUCAAUAUUGAAAUUUUUGGGCGAAAAAAGCUCCGAGUUUUGCGGAGACAAGGAAAUCGGCGUAGGGUUUCGGUUGUAGCGCAAGCAGCAUGAAGGCGGCAGCCUCGCCAGCGCAGCCACCAGAUCGAGGGAAAUCCCUGAGCCGGAACUGGUCUCGGGCGUACGCCGCCCUCCGGAGGUGUCAUCCUUCCGGGAUGGAAAGAAAGAAAGGGAAGCCCAACACCCGAAGAAACGUGUAAGGGCUAUUGAUCUUGAAGGCUUAGCGGGAAUAGAAGAUGAUGUGCUUGUUGAAGAUAUAACGGAAGAGGAAGACAAAUUCGAGUGUAAUGAGCAUGGAAUAAACGAAAAGAAUGCCAACACUAUACACGCUGAUUUACACAGCGGGCCCCCAUGCAUAAACCUAUGGCGUUGGGUGAAGGGAAAAAAAGUUGUUUAGCGAGACGGUCAAGACAACAUCCUGGUACGUGGAAGAGUCAGAUUCGGAAGAUAUUGCGGAUGCAAUGAGGGAAGAUGUGAGGGAUGAAGCCCCCCGAGGAAGAAGACCCGUUAUCACCUAACAUCGAGUUCACGGCGGCGGAGCUACGUGCUUUCCAGAGAGAAUGGAGAUCAGCUAUUGUGGUGGAAGUUUUAGGGCAAUCAUUCCCGUACCCAAUGAUCGCUAAACAUUUGAAUAUGGUUUGGGCGAAGCAAGGCUCCAUCCAAAUCACGAACAGAUCAAAGGGAUUCUACUUUGUUAGGUUUACGAGCAAAUUGGACUACGAGCACGCUCUUAAUGGGGGACCCUGGAUGAUCGGAGACCACUAUUUGGCCGUCCAAAAGUGGAAAAAAGCUUCAACCCUAACAUGGAGAUCAAAUCCACUCUCGUGUGGCUGAGGCUACCAGACCUUCCGAUAGAAUUCUUUCACCCCCAGGCUGUCAUGCGCAUUGCAGGACGAGUGGGGGUCCCAAUCCGAGUCGAUCAUGCUACAGAAUUGGGAGCCAGAUGUGGUUUCGCUAGAUCCUGUGUGGAAAUUGAUUUUACAAAACCACUCCUUAAUAAGUUCAAGAUUGAGGGGAUAGAGUAUGCAAUCCAAUAGGAGGGAAUGGCGAAUGUUUGUUUCGAGUGUGGUAAGUAUGUGCACUCCAAGGGAACUUGCCCCGCGUUACACCAAGCAAUAGCAGAGGAGGGCAGAGAGGCACAAAGCCAAGAGCUCCCAAAGCGAUCUGAACCUUAUGGUGAAUGGAUGUAGCAAAGAGGCGGAAAAGGCGACCGAACACUCCUAACAACUCACAAGCAACCAAGACCCAAGGCCAGGUGAGAAUGGGCCCCAAUGGCUCUAGGUUCACGGUUCUAUCGAAGGAAGGAGGGGCUGAAUCGGAGACAACAGACAGAGUGGAAACUCCACGAGGGCCAACACUGAAUCGGAUAGUACGGAUGGGGGCACCAAAAGGACACACAAAGGAACCCCCAAGAGCGCCAAGUGUGGGUAGAGAAACAAAAUGCGCGAUCGGCAUGCAAUGACGGACAAUCAAAGGUGAAGCCCUUGGAGAAAACAGGAGCAGCGAGCCCCUUGAAUGGUGGAACCUCGUUGGAAACGAACGCUAGCCCAGCAAAGACCAAAGAAGUUUCAACGGGAGGGGCCAGUGAACAAAUGAUUAUAGAGAAUGAAGAUCAUACCACUGACCCCGGGCGGUCACAGGGAUCGAAGAACGAGCAUUCACAUACCCAAACUACUACAUUAUCUGAUACUCCCGACCUUGAUUCAGACACAAGAUUACAAGAAGGCAACCCCCUCACUUCGACUGCUCAGGCACCAACAGCUUUCACACUACCGAGCGGGUCGGGUAAAGAGAAAGAGACACAGCCUACUUUUGUUAGCCAGGUGGGAGGAAAAGAAACGGAGACCCUCCUAAAGGAGGGUGUACCCGAGAAAUAGUAGCUUCGUUUGAGGCCAACCCUACGCCAUAUGUCUCCUAUGGACAUAAAAAAUUUUGCAUGGAAUUGUAGGGGAGCGGGAAGCAAACACUUUCUGCGUGUUUACAAGGAGUAUCGAUGCCAGUUUCGACCCAAGAUCAGCGGUGAUACAGCGAAAAAAGUAAUACAAGAGAUGGGGUUUGUCGAGUCGUUGAUAGUGGAUGAAGCGGGUUUCUCCGGGGAAAUCUGGAUCUUAUGGAACCCGUCGAUGAUCACCAUCACGGAAGAGAAACGAACGGAUCAGCUAUUGCAUGUUAAUGUAAAGGUGGGAAUGGAGAGUUGGUUUCUCACAGCAAUAUAUGGCAAUCCUGCACUCAUUCAACGUAGAGAACUUUGGAACGCGUUGCGGGAUAUUGCGGAAGACAUGACAGAGCCGUGGGCUCUCGUUGGGGACUUUAAUUCAAUCUUACAUCCUUCGGAAAAACUGGGAGGGGCACCAUAUGUUGCUCGUUGAGCGGGAGAUUUCCAGAAUUGUUUGAUGGAUACGGGAUUAACUGAUCUCAGUUUUGUGGGGACGACCUUUACAUGGUUCAAAAGUGGAAUGCAGGAGAGGUUGGAUCAACGUUUAGCUAACCAUGCAUGGGUGACUAGGUUCCCAAAUGCCACGAACUGCCACCUUCUACGGGUGAAAUCUGAUCACCGGCCCUUACUUCUGAAUCUUGAUCCCAUUUUCCAACCGGCGGGUGCGAAGCCGUUCAAGUUCCUCGCAGCCUGGUUGAUGCAUGACGGUUUCAAGGAUAUGGCAACAGAAGCAUGGGCCAAGGGCACUGACCUGCUAAGUUCGAUUGAAUCUUUCCAACGACAAGCUAAUGAAUGGAACUACUAUGU